GGUGCUGAGGUGUAAGGCAAAUGUAGCACAUUUCCUGAUAGUGAAGUUAAUCACUUCAGUCUCUCAGCACGUUAAUUUGGUAAGUAAAAGAAGAAAAGGGGCUGAAAACAAUAAAUGGUGUCAUACCUGUGGUAUCUGUCAUCCAUCUUUUCAUUUUCCACUUCAGGGUUCCAGUCCUGAAGCCCCAUAUUUGCUCAGUCCCCAAGCAGGAAGAAGAAAAUCCUUUACAGAGCUGCUCUCUCAGGAGAUUAAAUCACCACACAACCUUUGUAGUGCUUUAAUUUGGUGAAGGUUUAACACAUUUUUGUUAAUUUGACAAAACUUGCGAUUUUUGAUGCCCAAUGACAGUAGUACACAGUUGGCUUAGUCUGGUGUUGAGUCUUCCUCUUUUUCAGCUGUUCAAUGUCUUCUAGAAUCACUACUAAUUUUAACUGCCAUAUGCCAGCAUGCUCUGAAGAAGCACGAAGAAGAAUGAAGAGGAGAAAAAAAAACAACAACCCCGCAAUAUAAUGUGCUACGUGUCACCCAUGAGCAACAGCACACAGGAAAAACAAAGAGGAAGUUUGGAUCUCCCUCAUCCCCAGCUGUUGCUGUGCUGUGCAGUGUGGCUCCUCUCUCGAAAACCAGGACGUGGGCCUAAGGUGCAGACACACCCCAGGCCCUGAGACAGAUGGCAGCUUACACUGGGUGUGCCACAGCCUGUUGUUAAGGGAGUUGUGUAACCACUCACAUCUGAGUUCCUAUUGCACUUGUGCUGCAACGUAAUUAGUGGGGAAAGGGGGGCAAAGAAUGACACUGUUGUAGUAAUAUGUCACUAAUCUACUUCCUAAAAUAAAAUACAUGCACCUUGCCUUUCAAUGUGGUUCCAUACAAAUAUGUUCUGCAGAGCUGAAUGGUGAUACUCCACCGUUCUGAGGUAGGAUUCAGCCCUCCGGUUUUUUCUACAGAAGGUUUUCAUCGUGAGUGUUCCGACACCGAAAAUAACACAACUUUAAGCUGCACUUGAGUCGAAGGUCCGCAUCUGUGUUCCGCACGCAGCUCCCUCGAAGGCAUGGCGCGGGAGAGCGCAGACAUUGCUGAGGAAAGAACGUGUAACGACAGAGCUGCCCUCUUUCGGCAACGUGGAGAACUGUUUCGUGCUCUCACGGCACGAGGAUACCAACUUCAGGUUCGUGUAGCAGCCCCGAGGUGCCGCAGCGCUGCACGGUGCCCGCCGGAGCACUCACACCCGCGGGCUCUCCACAGCCGCCCGCGCCCUCAGCCAGGCGGCCGAGGGGCGGAGAGGCCGCCCCCCUGCGGGCCGGAGGCCGCGAGGCAGCGACAGGUGCCGGCCCGGCGCGGGUGGGCGUCGGCUGAAGGGAGCCUCCCUCAGAGGUGCCUCGCGGAGCGCCGGGACCGGGCGGGUGGGAGAGCGCGGUGCCGCUGCUCCCCCCCCGGCAGGCAGCGGCGGGCGGGCAGGCAGGAGGCGCUUGGCGGUGUCCCUGCGCCCCUCUCCGACGCACUCGGGGCGGGGGAACGAAGGGGAUAUGAAACUCGCCGCGGCCCAUGCGGCGCUGAGGGGCUGCGAGGUGCGGGCGGCGCCGCGAUGCCCGGCGGCGGGAGGGCCCCGACGUAG
Messenger RNA from Gallus gallus (chicken), 1615 nucleotides. Its product is annotated as translation initiation factor IF-2-like. The record is from RefSeq and is a predicted model, not a curated record. The transcript has a single exon. The coding region runs from base 1052 to 1615 and encodes 187 amino acids. Lineage: Eukaryota; Metazoa; Chordata; Aves; Galliformes; Phasianidae.